AUGGCCAUCCCGCCCCUGCUGCUGCUGCUGCCGCUGCUGCUGCGGGGGUCGGCCGCGCCCCCCGCACCCCCCAGGGCCCCGCGGCACUCGGAUGGGACGUUCACCAGCGAGCUCAGCCGCCUGCGGGACAGCGCGCGGCUGCAGCGGCUGCUCCAGGGCCUGGUGGGGAAGCGCAGCGAGCAGGACACAGAGAACAGCACGAGCCGGACCACGCCGGCGGAGGGCCGCCUCUGCCUGCACUGGCCCGGCACGUCCACCCUGCAAGCCUGGAUGCCACUGAGGGACCCCCUGGAUCAGGCCUGGUCUCCCCAGCUGCCUCCUGGAUCCGGGUCUGGGGCCACAUUUUCAGAGCCAGCCGUCCCUGCUGCGGAGGUGACACAGAAGACGUCCUGA
Odobenus rosmarus divergens (Pacific walrus) is the source of this 393-nucleotide messenger RNA. It is a transcript of the gene SCT, whose product is annotated as secretin. The transcript has 4 exons. Gene Ontology annotation, molecular function: hormone activity. Gene Ontology annotation, cellular component: extracellular region. The record is from RefSeq and is a predicted model, not a curated record. The coding region runs from base 1 to 393 and encodes 130 amino acids. NCBI's taxonomy places the organism in Eukaryota, Metazoa, Chordata, Mammalia, Carnivora, Odobenidae. Gene Ontology annotation, biological process: positive regulation of pancreatic juice secretion; brain development; positive regulation of somatostatin secretion.